Molecule: messenger RNA, 1860 nt
Organism: Trifolium pratense (red clover)
Lineage: Eukaryota; Viridiplantae; Streptophyta; Magnoliopsida; Fabales; Fabaceae
Product: WAT1-related protein At5g64700
Exons: 7
Coding region: 316-1353 (345 amino acids)
Cellular component (GO): plasma membrane
Molecular function (GO): transmembrane transporter activity
Source: RefSeq, a predicted model, not a curated record
AUGAGUCAAAGUUUAAAUUCCAAAUUCUCCCCUUCUCUAUACUUAAAAGCAAAAGUUUAUAUGAGUCUAACUAUUAGACAUGCUUAAAAAGAAAAAUCCUAUGGUCCUCUUAAUAGUAACAUGAAAAGUAAAAGCAGCAUGUAAGGGUUCACCACACAUGUGUAUAUAUAGUAGAGUUAUAUAGUAGUAGAGCCAAUUAUAAUACUACUCACUCACUUGCUACUUGCUAUAGCAAACUCACACACACACACACACACACACCUUUCAAUUUUCAUAUAAUAAUUUAGGUGAUCAUAGAGAAAAUUAGGUAGCAAGAUGAAAAGUAACAAUAUUCCAUAUGUUAUUGUGAUAAUCAUACAAGCCAUAUAUGCUGCUAUGUUUAUUCUAUCAAAAGCUGCAUUUGAUCAUGGCAUGAACAACUUUGUCUUUGUCUUCUAUAGACAAUCUGCAGCAACUAUUUUUCUUAUACCUUUUGCUCUCUUCUUUGAAUGGAAAACUGCACCUCCUCUGCCAUUUACAACUUUUUGCAAGAUAUUCUUCAUUUCUUUCAUUGGGAUAACAGCAAGCUUGGACAUAUAUGGUAUUGCUCUAAUAAAAACUUCAGCAACUUUGGCUUCUGCUACUACCAACUGUCUUCCAGUUAUUACCUUCUUCUUGGCACUCCUAUUCAGGAUCGAAGUUUUGAAAGUAAAGACAGCUGCUGGGGCAGCUAAGUUGGCUGGUGUUGUGGCAUGUCUGGGUGGAGCAGCAACUCUUGCUUUUUAUAAAGGUCCUCAUUUACAACUUUUAAGCCAUUUUCACUUUUUGGGAAAUUACCAUAAAACCCAACAACAACAUCAGGGCCACGACUGGAUCAAGGGUUGCUUCCUCAUGCUUCUUUCCAAUACCUUUUGGGGAAUGUGGCUUGUACUACAAAUUUUUAUCAUAAAAGGGUAUCCAUCAAAGUUAUUGCUCACAACUCUUCAGUGUUUCUUAAGCUCAAUUCAGUCUUUGGUUGUAGCGUUAGCCGUAGAAAGGGAUCUUGAGCAAUGGAAAUUGGGUUGGAAUGUCAGACUCCUCGCUGUGUUAUAUUGCGGAAUUAUGGUGACUGGUGUGACUUAUUAUUUACAAACAUGGGUUAUAGAGAAGAGAGGACCAGUGUUUCUAGCCAUGUCAACACCAUUAGCUUUGAUCAUGACUAUGUUCUCCUCAGUAAUUCUCUUGGGAGAGAUUAUAAGUUUAGGAAGUCUUUUAGGUAGCUGUGCUUUGGUUUUAGGAUUGUACUUUGUGCUGUGGGGAAAGAGCAGAGAGCAAAUGCCGAAAAGUUCCGAAGACUUGGAGCAAGCUUCGUGUUUGAACGAAACUAACAAGUGAUAUGGUGGAUCGAUAUUUAAAAAUUAUUCACAACUAUAGCACUUAAUCAGUCAUUGAAACAUUCACCCAAUUAACGUUGAAAAAGAAUGUGCGAUUUCUCUUGUUUUUGUCGAAUCAACAUCAAUCAUGUCACUAUCUCAUCCGUGAAAACAUAAAUGAUCUUAAGCUUCUACUCAAAUAUGGUAACACCAGUCAUUGUUGAAUAUGUAAUAUUUUUUCCCUCUAAUGAGCUAAGUCCCUGGAGUAGCUCCUAAGGGUAGUAGAUAUCAAUACAAACAUAUCACCAAGGGACAUAUUGGCCCAAAAUACAAGUCAAUUAUACCUUUCCCUAUAACAUUGGGUUCUAUAGGUUGUAUUUAUUUUAUUCAUGUUCUAGUUCUAGGAAUGAUAAGAAGGCUUUAUUUCUAUUACAGAAAAACAAAUUUCUGAAACAGUAGUAUACUAAGCUAAGACAAGUUGUAUGUAUAAUUUGGAUUGUUAUCAUUCAUAAUCUUUGUUAUGAUAUAA